AUUAUGAGCUAAUGAGAUAACAACUAGCUCGGCGGACGAAGCUAUCUAUCUAUUUGUUGAUAGUUUAAAAUUUUAAACAAUUUUUUAUAUCAAAGUUCAAAAGUUUCCUCCUUGCCACACUUCUUCAAUUCUAAUUGUUAUGUGUGAAGACUGAAGGAAAAUGGCCACUACUGAUGUUGUAGUUCAAAAGGCCUUGUAUUUUUGUUUAGUCCCAAUUCUGCUGAUAUUUCUUAUGUUUAUGUUCAUUCAGAAAUUUGGAAGUUCACUCAAAGAAAGACUGAUAAGUGCUUUCUGGAAUCGUGCAAUGGUCAAAUAUCACACUGCUAUGCAAGACAUAAAGAAAAUUCAUUUCCAUUCCAUGAAUUACCACAAAUCAGCUGAUCUGUAUUUAAGAAACAGAGGCCUUUUGAGAAUACUAGAAAUCGGGGCUGGUUCUGGUGCCAAUUUUGAAUUUUUCCCCCCAAAUUCCAAGUUAACUGUUGUUGAGCCAAAUGCAUUUUUUGAACCCCUUUUUUACAAGAGGCAAAGCAAAAGUGACAUAAAGAUGGAGAAAUUUAUUCUUACCAAUGCUGAAGACAUGAAAGAAGUGGAAGACAACAGUAUGGAUGUUGUUGUUUCUACUUUGGUGCUGUGCUCAGUUAGAAAUGUCAAACAAACACUUAAAGAAGUUCAUCGUGUCCUCGCACCCGGUGGUAAAUUCUACUAUUGGGAACAUGUUCACGACGUACCUGGAACUUGGCUUCAUUUUCUUCAAAAUCUGUUGACUUACACAAUCUGGGACUUGUGUUUUGGAUGUCACUUGAACCGAAACAUCGAUCACCUGGUAGCAGAAGACAAAACUUUGUUUUCACACAUCGAUCAAAAGCGUUUCGAUAUCCCCUUGAAAAAGUCGUUGAUAUGGAAACUUGUUCGUGUUCACGUCAUGGGAGUCGCCACAAAAUAGUCAUAUUUCUAUCAAAAUUAAAAAAUUGUUUUACGAUGCAUACGGUUUAUCAUUUGCUUAAAAUUCUUAUCUUGGUUAAUAAACAGAGUGACGAGGAA
Daphnia pulex (common water flea) is the source of this 1041-nucleotide messenger RNA. RefSeq names its product methyltransferase-like protein 7A. The transcript is spliced from 4 exons. The coding region runs from base 161 to 943 and encodes 260 amino acids. Lineage: Eukaryota; Metazoa; Arthropoda; Branchiopoda; Diplostraca; Daphniidae. The record is from RefSeq and is a predicted model, not a curated record. Gene Ontology annotation, molecular function: S-adenosylmethionine-dependent methyltransferase activity.